Mitosporidium daphniae is the source of this 1350-nucleotide messenger RNA. RefSeq lists its product as uncharacterized. The transcript is spliced from 2 exons. Lineage: Eukaryota; Fungi; Microsporidia. The record is from RefSeq and is a predicted model, not a curated record. Bases 1 to 1350 code for a protein of 449 amino acids.
AUGGCCGCCAGCCGAACUUCGCUGCAGCAAGCCGACGCCAGCAAAUGCCAUUGGCUUGGUGAGGCAUUGCCGGUAGCUGCGAGAGGUUAUGAAGCCACAAGAGUUCAAGAAGAUCGUCGACCGCAUAAACUCGGAACUUGCACAGGACCUGCACAAAAAUGCAAAGGAAAUUCGGUUUUGGUUCAAAGUUGUCGGUCUUUCGAUGAUUUUUAUCGUCGGAAUCUUGCUGUUCCCAGUGUUAUUGCAAAAAUCGAGGAGACAAUCCAGGCUGUUCGUCGAGUUUCAGGUAACAAAAGGCUGCUUAACUCCCAGGAAAAGGUUAAUCACUAUCUUCAGAGUCUCAACAAAAAGUACCUUCGCCGAAAUAUCGAAUGGAAGAUCGUCAAGCUGGACAAAGAAAAAUCGGGCGAUCAUCAAGGCAAUAGCUAUCUUGAUAAUAGGACCGGCGCAUCUCAGCAUCAAAAUUCCAACAACCACCGCAAAAGCGUGACCGUGGAAAUGAUCAACCCAUCUGCGCCAAUGCGACUGGAGGUUGUUUACGAAUCUGAAAAGUCGCGGCAAAUAAACAGACGUAUCUCUAUUCUACAGACACGACACCAAGGAACCCAGCCGGGGUCGACGACCUCUUUUACGGGGAUGAAUACGCCAACUCCGCCAAAUUCGGAUUCCGAGUGCCAUUCCGACAUCAUCCCGUCGCCAAAUUUGCGGCCUCUGGCAAUUUUGGACGGGCAGAGUCUUUGCUCGGAAGAAGAGCAGGGAUACGAAUCAGUAUCCUUCCCUUCCUCCGAUUCUUACUCUUCCAAAAAAAAGGCGAAAGAUGUUACGCCCCCUGCGCCUCUUCCGCACAAUCAGGUUGACAGCAAUGCGCUGUCUCCACCUGGUGUGUAUAAGUCCCGGCAGUCUGGCGUAGCUAACAAAAAAGGGCCAACCAUGCAAGAUUUGCAGAGAAAAAACAAGGAGUUUUACUCUGAAAAAAAUGCCAUCAUAUCUGAAAUGGCCACCUCCAAGAAGUCAAUGCGAAAAAAAAACCUUCCAACAAACCCAAAGCCGCCUCCGCUUGCAAAUUCUCAGAGAUCUUCCAUCAUGGUAAGGUCCUCAAUUGCAAUGCUUUUGAAGGAUGAAGGGGCGGCUCUUUCCAACAAAAAAAGCUACAUUGAGGGGAAAGGCCCCUCUGAAAAAACCCAAGAACUCUCCUUUGCCGACGCGAAACAGAAACUCUCCUUUGGCGAUUCGAACCAAGGAUUCUCCUCUGACAAGCAUCUCCGUGAAUAUAAAAACGAUAUUCUCCGUGAAAUGAUGGAUGUUCGCCAGAAAAAUCGCUUGCCGACCCGGCAAAGAAACAAAGAAUAG